GGCUAACUUGUCAAUUUCUGCUAUGCACUCUAAACCUCUAUUUCCACUUCCUAUAUAAGGCCACGCCCACUCUCCUUCCUUGCAUCAACCUCUCAGCACUCAAUCUUCGCUCUUCCAAUCUUUGUCUCAGACUUCUCUCUCUCUUUCUCACACACAAUGGCUAUUCCAGCAAUCUCCAUUGCUUCUCUUCUUUUCUUGUUCUUCAAUUUGUGCCUUCGAGGCAUCUAUGGUGACUAUGGAGGGUGGGAAAGUGCUCAUGCUACUUUCUAUGGUGGGGGAGAUGCAUCCGGGACAAUGGGGGGUGCAUGUGGGUAUGGCAAUUUGUACAGCCAAGGCUAUGGGACCAACACUGCAGCACUAAGCACUGCUUUAUUCAACAAUGGCUUGAGCUGUGGAUCGUGCUAUGAGAUGAAGUGUAAUGAUGACCCGAAAUGGUGUCUCCCGGGCACCAUUACUGUCACUGCCACAAACUUCUGCCCUCCAAACCCUGCCCAGCCAAGUGACAAUGGUGGCUGGUGCAAUCCACCCCGCCAGCACUUUGACAUGGCUGAGCCUGCGUUCCUGCAAAUUGCUCAAUACCGAGCUGGAAUUGUUCCUGUUUCCUUUCGAAGGGUGCCCUGUGUGAAGAAAGGAGGAAUAAGGUUUACAAUCAAUGGUCACUCCUAUUUCAACUUGGUCCUGAUCACCAAUGUCGGCGGUGCAGGGGAUGUCCAUUCAGUGUCCAUCAAGGGGUCUAAAACAGGGUGGCAACCCAUGUCAAGGAACUGGGGCCAAAACUGGCAGAGCAAUUCGUACCUCAAUGGCCAGUCUCUCUCUUUUCAGGUCACCACCAGUGAUGGAAGGACUGUAACCAGCAACAACGUCGUCCCGGCCAAUUGGCAGUUUGGGCAAACAUUCUCUGGGGGUCAAUUUUAAGCUUCUAAGACAAUCAAACGUGUUGAAAUUUGUAUAUGGUAUUUGAAAGUUGGACAGGGAGUGGCUUGGGGACUGUGGUUGGCUCUGUAGCUGUGGUUGCUAGUUAGCACCCGCUUAGACCUAUAUAAUAUGUAGCAGUGAUUUGCAUCAAACACAAAAAUAUUUGGGGUUGGUAUAACCGACUCUAAAUACUUAGGAUAGGAAAUUGUUGAGUUGAGUCGAGAUAUUUGGUUGGUAGGCCAUAAAUAAAGGCCACAAGAAUAUCAUAUAAGGUCUGCAAAUUUAACCUCCAGGUUGGGACAGCUUCAUGUAACUGAAGUACACUUUUAUCUAUUGAAUGUUUUUUUUCUAACUAAGAAUUUUUGUAUUUUACGUAGUAACUUCAAACACGAUUAUUUGAUAGUAAAUCUAUAAUGAAAAGAUAAAAGCGGUUG
Messenger RNA from Ilex paraguariensis (yerba mate), 1349 nucleotides. Lineage: Eukaryota; Viridiplantae; Streptophyta; Magnoliopsida; Aquifoliales; Aquifoliaceae. The record is from the annotation of a GenBank genome assembly.